AAAGUAAAAUAAUGAAAAGUAAAAUAAUGAUAAUCAGGCUCAUGUAAAUUAGCAAAUGCACAAUCAGGUUUUUAAGAUUCGCUGAUUUUGAUUUUUUUAUGAUCGUGAGAUGGAAACUUAAUGAAGGCUAACAGAGGAGGACGAUACUCUCCAUUCAUAACAUUAAACUCUUGCUCAUUACUGAGAGUCAGAUCCUACAAUAUCUCACAUCUCUUUAAUCAAACCUUUUGUUUUAAUUACUGAAGUGAUUGAUCAUUCUGUGCUAUCAUAACAUGCGCAUGAUCAUGUGUGGUGUGGCCUGGGAAUUAUGGUGGCUUUCCCAGACCACGAGUCAGACACCACGCCUGUUGCGGGGCACGUCGCCUGCUAUGAUCUAAAUGGCUGGGAUCGACAAGGAGCACUGGAAGAAAUUGGCUGAUAAGCUAGGCGAAAUCAACAAGGCCAUAAUUGCCAUUGGUCCAAUAAAACUUGAUGUCGUUAAACUAGUGGCUAAUUUUGCUUUUCAAAUACCACGGUCCGACCUUGAAGAAGCCGAUCGUCUCACUUCAGUGUACAUUCUACUGGAGCGUAAAUAUGGUAGUAGCUCUGCCCUCAAUUUACUUAUCAUGAUUCUCUUGCGUUUGGAUGUGCAAAGGCCACUCGUCGAUGCUCUGAAAGAACAUGCUAAACAAAACGAGACAGUCGUUGAAGGCAUUGAUCUGAGGAUGAUGGAUUUCAUUCUAACCGUUUGUUCUAUCUUAUGUAGCUUGGAUCGCGUAAAGUAUCAUUCUUUAAGGAAGAUGGCAAUACGUACUUUUUUGCCUCAGUUUGAUGUCUCAAACGUCAUAUCAAGAACUCAUCUCUUGGAGCUCCUCUUUAAUCGAGACUGUCUCACACCAGACUCAUUCCAGUACCUUUUUGCUUGGCUGGAAUUAAUCGGUUGUAGCCUGUAUCAUGAAAAGUUACGUGGGUACUGCAGACGCCAUCAUCUUACAGUACCAGAAUGGCAUCACCUUGCAGAGUCCACAGUCUCUACACUAAAAGAGAGUCAUCUUAAUGCUAAAAAGAGUACUGGUCAUUGCCGGCCCUUUCUAGAUGUAUGUAGGAAGAGUCUUUAUGCUAUAAGAGAUGGUAGUGCCAUAACUGAUUCCCAAUUACUGAUGAAUCCCAAAUCAGAACUUACAGCUGCUUUCCCUAGUUGUGGUUAUGCAUAUGCAACACGCCAUCCGAUUGAAGCAUCAGGUCCCACACUUCUUGUUGCUCAAAAAACAAGUGCACUAAGUUCUACUUCAGUUCUGGAACCGUUUACAAUGGAAGCUUUUCAGUUGGAGUCAACAAUGGAAGCUUCUCAGUUGGAGUUGAUGACUUCAGCUUCUCAUCUCCCUCUUGUAUACAGGGAUAAUCUCAUUACUCUCAUUAAUGAAGCUAUUACUAUCCAAUUGCUGCAGCCUGCAUGUAAAACAUUAGAAAAAUCACUCAAUUUACUCUUCUCUCAAUAUACUCCAGCUGAAUCUGUUGCCUUUUUUCUUCAAUGUCUGUCUGCUCUGGGUUGGGAUGGGCAUGUCAACCAGUUAAAAUCUGAAGCAGAUGAGACCUUUUCUUUGUUGACCUCUUAUCCAGAGGUUCUGAGUAGGGCAGGUGAGAUAAAAGGGAGAAUCAAGACAGAUCUUACCUCAAUUGUUGCUGAAAUCGACCUGUCUCUUCUCGGUUUUUAUGUGGAGCUGCUCAAUCUUUCGCUGCUUGGAACAAUCUUCUCAACAGAAACAUUUUAUGAGACUAUAUAUUUGAUGUUUGAUCACUUGUUGAUGACAACAGAGUCUCCUUCUAAAACUGCAAGUAUCAUUUAUUCAGUCCUUGGUUACUUCCAUUGCAAUGAGAAAGCAGUAUCUAAACUAGGCCCCUACUUGAUACCAGGCUUUUCUUUACGUUUAUCAUAUCCUGAGAUAUACUUUAAAUUAAGGAUUGUUGAGUUCUUAUAUGGUCUAGGGGAAGAUGUUUGCAGAUUAGCAAUGACGGUUUUUUCUCGUAUUCACUUAAAUGAUGAACCCAUUGACAAGUAUUCUCCACUGGAAUUUAUUGGAGCAUUAUUUGAUCGUUGUGAAGCAGAUGUAGCAAAGCUUAAUGAGCUGUCAGGAUAUUUUAACCAGCCUGACUUUUUUGAUUUGUGUGUACAGCAAGAGAACAAAACCAUGUCUUUUGAUAGUGAUUUAUCUUUUCCAGUAACCAUUGAAAGCAAUCAUUGUGAAGCCACACCUUUGCCAACUGAUGGAGCUAGAAUGACUUUUAUGACCAAUUGCUGUAAAUUAAAAAGAGAUGAUUUCAUAAAUUUGGAAGGGUUAAUCUCAAGGUCACGAUUUGGGAUAGAUCUAGUUAAAGUUCAUUCAUGUCCUCCUCCUAUAUCCGACAUUGUAGUUAAGAAUUUUGUUGCUCACUUAUGUCUAAUAGACAAAUCAAGCAAAAUUCUCAGGCCGUUCAGUCAAAAAGAGCAAGUUGCUAUUCAUUUAGCCAUUCAGGGGCUUAAUGAAGUAGCUGAAUCAUUAUUUUCUGAAGGUGUAGUACUAUCCCAUGCUUUGGUUUAUGUGUUGCUGGAUAGAUUGGGCUACCCAGUAAAGAAGCUGGCUACUCCUCCUGCUGAGACAGAAAAGUUAUCAAUAUACCUAGAACAUCCCAAUUUUGAUAUGCUACUGACAUUAGCGGAAAUAAUUCGACUGAUGAGUUCUCGGGAAUCUGAGCUGUUUGACAGAGUCAUUUCCUCUUCUGGCUUUUUGAGUUUUAAAUUUAAUAAUGUAUCUAUUUGUGACACCCUAACAAAGAAAUAUAGAAAUGGUGAUUUAGAUAUGAAUGACGUGUUAAAAUGGCUGGAAGAAUCCAAAUGUUCCAAGUAUAAAUUAUAUAUUUUUGAGUAUUUUGAAAGACGUAACAAGACAGAGGCAAAGCAUAAAGCACUGGAAAGAGGGAUACAAGAAGGAUAUGUAUCUCUCAAUUAUAUCAAGAUAGUUAUAUGUGGUCCUCCUUGUGUUGGUAAAACAGCAUUCAAGGAUUUAUUGGCUAACAGACCACCUCCUCUCAAACACAAUAGCACACCCAUAGCUGCCCGUCCUGUGCAUGCUAUUGAGAGAAUAGCUGCUGGAGGCAAAGUGUGGAAAGAAAUUACCGAAGAGGAUCUACUGAAGAUGCUUUCCAAUAUUAUACGUGAAACUGAAGAACCUGUUUUAGACUUUUAUGCAGUGCAUAAUGAUGUCCUAUCUUCAUCUACAACAGAGUUAACAACAAGUCCGUUAUCAGUCCCUCUUUUGAAAACCUCACCACCAUUAUUUUCUCCAAUUGAUUCAAAGUUUCCAGUUCACCAUUUUUUGUUACCAUCAAUUGCUAAUUCGACUAAAGAAUCUUUUUCUGCUUCAUUACCAGCAGUACUUGACUCUACCUUAAUAACAAUUUCAUCACCAUUGACUAAAUCGUCAUCUGCACCAGUGCUUCAAUCUACCUCUUCAUCAUCGUCAACACUUUCUCCAGUGCUCCAAUUUCCCUCAACAACAAAACUAUCACCAACAAAUGAAAUACCUGACUUGUAUUCUUAUCAAGCUGCCAAUAGCACUUCUGAGCUAAAGAAAGAUUUUGACUAUGCGUCAAGAAAAAUUAUUGAGCAAUUGUCUUUGGAAAAAAAGGAAGGCUCACAAAAGCUACAUGAAGCUACUUGGAUUCACCUUUUAGACAGUGGAGGCCAGCCUCAGUUUACUGAUCUCCUUCGUAUGUUUGUACGUGGUAAUUCACUGUACAUCAUUGUCAUGAAGGUGACCGAAUCCCUUCAUGACAAACCUACAUUCGUUUACUCUAUCAAUGGUAAAGCACUCAAUACGCCAAAAGAAAUGACCAUGACUAAUCUUCAGAUUAUUGAGAGGUUUGUUCGUUCCGUUGCAGCAGCUUCAAGAGAAGGCACAAGCAAACCAGCUUUUGCUAUAGUAGCCACUCAUUGUGACAAACAAUCAUUUGUAAUGCAGAAAUUUGGUAAGAAAGAAGCAAUUGAAAGGAAAAAUGAGAUUCUCCUGUCACAGUUGAGUGAUUUUGUUGAUUUCUUUGUAUUCUAUAAUCAUGAUUCUAAUGAGUUGAUUUUUCCUGUGAACAAUCUUUGCCAGAAGAAUCGGGAAACAAUUUCAGCUGAAAUUCGCCACCGCCUUGUGUCUGACAUUACAUUUAAUAUUAAGAUACCAGUACGUUGGUAUGUGUUUGAUUUGAAUAUGAAGAAUGAAGCAUCAAAGGAGACACGUGGAAUGAUCUCACUUGAGUCCUGUUACUCUAUUGGUCAAAGGUUAGAAAUGGAUAAAGAAGAGGUUGAAAGGUGUCUCAUUUAUUUGGACUCAAUGAGGUUAUGUAUCUAUUAUCAUAAGCUCCUUCCUCAUGUAAUCUUCACUAAUCCUCAGUUUCUGAUAGAUUGCCUCUCCAAUAUUGCUUGUGUGUCCUUUAUUGAUGAUUUAAGGCAAAUGUUACCAGGAGUUGGCCUAUCUAAAGAAAUGAUACAUUUACUUAAAUGUAAGGGAACUUUUGAUAAGGCACUAUUGCAUAGUCUUAAAUCGACAUUAAAAUUUGUUCCUGGUCUGUUCUCUAUGGAUGAUCUCCUAACAUUACUAAAGCAUCUACUUGUUAUCUCCACCAUUGAAGGAGUUCAGGAAAUCAAAUAUUUCAUUCCUAUUCUUCUACCUGCAGAACAAAGACAGAAAAGUUUCUUUGCUAAAUCAGCUAAAUCAGAGCCUCUUCUCAUUACAUUUAAUGAUAAGCUAAUUUUACAGGGUUUAUUUCCAACAUUGGUAGUUUCUUUAUUAAGUCGAAAUAAAGAGCCUUUCUUCUUCAUUGAUAGUAGUACUACUGAUUUUCCCCAGCAGCUCCGACAUGCAGUGAAGCUCUACACAGAGGAACUCUUUGGAUCAGUAUUCCUUUGUGAGAAUAAAGAAUCAAUUGAAGUUUACUUCACUGGUCUUCCUCAACAUUGUUACCUCCUUCGUAAAGUAAUCAUAGAAGCUUUAUCAGCAAGUGCUGAAGUAUUGCAAUACGAUGAGAAGAAAUUAAAUAUGUCUGCUCUUGUUCAUUGCAAGCAUAAGCAUGACAUCCCUGCUAAUGACGAGAAGAUUCACCCAAUUAAAAUCUCUUACAAGAAUAACCCACCUCUAAUUUGUUGCAGUGUUGAAACUAGUCCUACCAUCACUAUUAAUGAUAUAAGUGAAAAGCAAAGCUGCUGGCUAAUAGGUGCACCAGCCUGUACAGAUCCUGAUACCAUUUCCUUACCAGCUGAUGGAAAUGCAUUGUUAAAUCAUACUCAUGCUUCUAUUUUUCUUGAUGCUAUUAAAUGUGUGGUGUUUCAAUGGGAAACUUUAGGCAUUCACUUGGGAAUUAAAAAGUACAAGUUAGAUGAGAUCAAGUAUAAUUGUCACGAUCAAGUUCAAGUUUGUCGUAAAGAUAUGAUCCAUCACUGGAUAGAUACAAGUUGUGCUACAUGUAAUGCAUUAAUAAAAGCACUGGAGAAAAUAGGAGAACGUGCUAUCAUUGAUGACAUAAAGCGUUUGCAAACUGCUGGAUGUAGGUAUUGAAUUUUUAAUUUUAUUUUUUGCUUUAAUGAUACUGACAAUAGCUAUUUGCUUUUUGUUAUUGCUCUUCCUUUAUUAUUGAGUUUUUUUCAUGAAUUUUAUUGUCUAAAAAAUUUGAUACAACAAUUUGUAGUGACAGCAAAAA
Molecule: messenger RNA, 5700 nt
Organism: Amphimedon queenslandica
Lineage: Eukaryota; Metazoa; Porifera; Demospongiae; Haplosclerida; Niphatidae
Exons: 10
Coding region: 378-5558 (1726 amino acids)
Biological process (GO): signal transduction
Molecular function (GO): protein binding
Source: RefSeq, a predicted model, not a curated record